This is a messenger RNA of Neltuma alba, 847 nucleotides long. RefSeq names its product sulfiredoxin, chloroplastic/mitochondrial. The transcript is spliced from 5 exons. Gene Ontology annotation, molecular function: sulfiredoxin activity. Lineage: Eukaryota; Viridiplantae; Streptophyta; Magnoliopsida; Fabales; Fabaceae. Bases 114 to 494 code for a protein of 126 amino acids. Gene Ontology annotation, biological process: cellular response to oxidative stress. Gene Ontology annotation, cellular component: cytoplasm. The record is from RefSeq and is a predicted model, not a curated record.
CAUGUCACUGUCGUGAUUAACAUAUCUUGUGGUUCUAAAAUUGCAUUUCGUUUUCCGAUUUGCUCGUUAAAAAAACAUAAAGAAAAGAAGAUUCUCCAACAGAACAGGAAAAAAUGGCGAAUUUUGUUCUUCAGGUUCCAAGUCGGUUGAGGAACUUCCCAGUCUUUUCUUCGUCCAACGGGGCUUCUCCUACUGCUUCUGGAACGGGAAGUGGUGGUGCUGCAGGACCAGUGAUUCUGGAGCUUCCUCUAGAGAAGAUAAGGAGGCCAUUAAUGAGGACAAGGGCAAAUGAUCCUGACAAAGUGAAAGAACUUAUGGAUAGUAUUAGCGAAAUUGGACUUCAAGUUCCUAUUGAUGUUCUCGAGGUUGAUGGAGUCUAUUAUGGCUUCUCUGGCUGCCACCGCUUUGAGGCUCACCAGCGCCUCGGGCUUCCAACCAUCCGGUGCAAAGUUCGCCGCGGUACAAAGGAGACUCUAAGGCAUCAUUUGCGCUAGCAUCAUAUGGUCAUGAAAAUAUAUUUAGGCAUGUCACAAGUAUAUCUUAGCAGAAUCCUUCUAUAAGGGAGUUCAGUUCUCAAUCUGUCAAAGAAUUUCUUAGCUGCUUCCUGUGGUUCCCAUCCAUUACUUGACAGUCUUCUGUGUGUUGUUGACCAUGGAAUAUGAGUCAAUGGAAUCUGACUAUAAUAUAUGAAGAUGCCAAUGUUUCAUGCCCAGAAGAGUAGAGGAGACAGACCUGAAAGCUCAGAAAGAAGGAAAGGAUAGUGCACUCUUUGACAGUGAUCUAUGAAAGAUUCAUUUAUAUCUUCUGUAUAAAUUUUUAGCUAUGGCUUUAUGUUUAUAUCUGGUAA